UUGUUUACAUUACAGUCACACGGGUCAGCGUUGUGGUGAUGAGGGGGGCCUAGUAGUGGAGAGUCUGUCCGAAAACACGUACACAUCUCGCCUGGCUGUGCGGCACAGGCGCUCUCUGCGAGACAACUUUCCAGCUCAGUCACGGUGCCACGCAGGAACAGAGGCCCACCGAGUCCACUUCUCGCAGCGACCUUGGAAAGAAAGGGAAAGGCAAAACAAAGAUAACCGCCAUAACCAUCAGGAAAAAGCCUCAGCGUGAAGAAGGAAUAGCUUAGCAACUGUCUCCCACUUCCUGAGGUGUACGGGAUCAAGCUCCUAACACCAUGGAUAUGGACACGCAGCCACAAGGACAGCAAGCAGCUGUGCCAGUGUUUCAACCCCAGGUAACCCCACACACAGACGCACACUGCAACACCAGCCAGAAGGACUUAGGAUCUGAAGUAGGCUGCAGACUAAUAUUCGACUUGAUGGAUGCCAAAGCUCGGCAAGAUUGCAUCAAAGAGAUAGAUCUCCUUAAGCAAUUGAACCAUCCCAAUGUGAUAAAAUACCACGCGUCUUUUAUUGAGGACAAUGAGCUGAACAUAGUACUGGAGCUAGCAGAUGCUGGAGACCUCUCUCGUAUGAUCAAGCACUUUAAGAAGCAGAGAAGGCUUAUCCCAGAGAGAACAGUGUGGAAGUACUUUGUUCAGCUCUGCAGUGCGCUUGAACAUAUGCACUCUCGGAGAGUCAUGCACAGAGAUAUCAAGCCAGCCAACGUAUUCAUCACAGCUACUGGAGUAGUUAAGCUAGGAGACUUGGGACUGGGGCGAUUCUUCAGCUCUAAAACAACUGCCGCUCACUCGCUGGUGGGGACUCCUUACUACAUGUCACCGGAGAGGAUACAUGAAAACGGCUACAACUUCAAAUCUGACAUCUGGUCGCUAGGAUGCCUGCUCUAUGAGAUGGCAGCCUUACAGAGUCCGUUCUAUGGGGAUAAGAUGAACCUCUACUCACUUUGUAAGAAGAUAGAACAGUGUGACUACCCCCCUCUUCCCUCAGAUCACUAUUCAGAGGAGCUGAGGAAAGUGGUAGAUAUGUGCAUCAACCCGGACCCGGAGAAGAGGCCGGACAUCACCUACGUGUAUGACAUUGCCAAACACAUGCAGAGCAUGACGCAGGGCAGCUAAGCCCAGAGUUACGCACACGAUGCCUUGCAGAACUCCACGACCUUCUUGCUUUUCAAGCUGGACUCGUCCGUCUUCAUUAAUAGAAAACUUGCUCCAGUUUCUUGUCAUCAAUAGUAACACGUUUUUUUAAUUUUCAGAGUGCUCGUUCAGUCUGUAACCUUUCCUCCCCUCGAGUAAAGAAUAUAUUAUAUUACCAGUGCAGCUCCUUUCCUAGACUUUAAUGUGUGUUGUAUCUCACCGACGUGUCGCUAUGGCUUUCAAACACGUCAUCCUGCUCACGUCAGACUGUUUCUCAGUAUACGUACUGCUAAAGCAGAGGGCGCAAUGUUCAGUAUUCAUCAACAGUCGAUCAGCGCAAAAUAUCAUUAAAUUUGACCUCGAAAGCUCUCGAUGACCUACAGUCGCCUCAGAUGGCACAAAAAAAUAAAAUUAGUGUCUAAAAACGGAGCGAAGAGACGUUCGCUCAUUGACAGCAGCUCUGCAGAGUCUAAUUACGGUUGAAGUGUUGUUGUGUUGCACUUUUUACCCUGGUACUUUAAGGCUGGCAGGGUGAUCAUGUCUAAUGAAUGUAUUAGAAAAGGAAGGAUCGUUUAGAGGGUCGACUACAGCUGUGCUGGGGGGACACGAGCAAAUGUCUCCGCAACACUUUGAAUGUAAGUCAUUGUGACGCCCAUGUAUUGUCUUUGAAAAUAUCACAGUGUGUCUUUUCUGACAGCCGAGCAGGUGAAGAAACCGUAACAGCAGCAGUGUUGACGUUCACUUCCUCACGAUACCAACGCGCUUCCCUCCAUGAUUGAACUGACGAGAGAUGAGCUGCAGUUUCGUUUGUGUCCGAGCCAUCAGGAACGUAGAUUAGCUACACAAAACUGUUAAUGUUGCAGUGUGUGUGUCUUUGAUGUAACAAUGUAACAAGUGAGAAGUUACUGAUCCAUGCUAAAAGUACAGCACAGGUAACAGCCAAUCAGAGGAGAGGAAACGGUUUAUAUGUGGGAGAGCAUCUUUAUGAUUUCUAGGCUUUACCAAAGAUUUGUACUGAGGGGGAAACAUUUAGUCGUACUGUACCUGGAAAUAAACACCAAAGAAUAACAAAGGAACCAUUAAAAUGAUCCGUUUGUGCCUUUAGAGGGAGACGACUUAAUUAGAAACAGGAAGUGGUUUACUUAACAGCGACGGUACAGCGAAGGUGUAGCCUGUAAACGAGGUUCGAUCCUGCUUUAUUUCAGUGUCUUACACGUUAGCGUCAGACUCUGUGAACUCACACGUCCUGUUUUUAAUGUUUGUUUUUAUCAACAUCCUUGUGUUACGAAGUCCGAGCUUCCAGGUCCGAGACGGCGCAGGUUAUUGUGUGUUCACGGAAAAUGUUGCAGUUAUUUGUCUGAUACUUGCAAACGCAGUGUUUGCAGUUUGUGUUUGCAGUCGUCCUAGAUUUUGUUCCUUCGUUGUUUUACGUUCCCAUGGCGAUAAAAGUGUUUCUGCUCAGUGAUUCUCUUAAAUUUUCCUCAUCUUCACCUGCAGUCUGUGUAGCACCAAAACAUUGCAGUAUUUUAGAGUUUUUAAAGGAGCUGUGGCACUGUUUUUAUUAAAUAUUUUGCUUUGAUGCUAUACAGAAUUCCUGCGCUCAGUGUUUUAGGGCCUUUUAUGCUUUUUCUGUGAAGCAUAUCUAAUUAAGGCACCUGAUCAUUUAUGUUAAAGUGCGUUUCUAACAGCAGCAGAGCGCCGCAGAUGUGGAACGAAUGUUAAUACGCAGAAACAAAGAAGUUUCUUCUGUUGGUCCUCGCACGGCGCUCGUGUUGUCUUGAUGCGACGCAUCACGGCGCUCCACUGCGCCUCUUUUAGCUUUGCCCUGUUUAUUUUCCGUGUCCUCCUCAGCAUAGUAUUGACGAGUCCAGGUGUCGGCCACCAUGCAAAGUACUGGUAAUUGAUAUUUAUUGUUUUGUUAGUUUUCUGAACAUUUCAUGUCAGAAACAUACCCGUGACACGCCUUGUAUGCAAACUCGAUGUAAUAAAGCUUUCAAAUUUCA
Messenger RNA from Neolamprologus brichardi, 3187 nucleotides. The record is from RefSeq and is a predicted model, not a curated record. NCBI's taxonomy places the organism in Eukaryota, Metazoa, Chordata, Actinopteri, Cichliformes, Cichlidae.